This is a messenger RNA of Momordica charantia (bitter melon), 1955 nucleotides long. Its product is annotated as ethylene-responsive nuclear protein / ethylene-regulated nuclear protein (ERT2). NCBI's taxonomy places the organism in Eukaryota, Viridiplantae, Streptophyta, Magnoliopsida, Cucurbitales, Cucurbitaceae. The record is from RefSeq and is a predicted model, not a curated record.
AAAUUAUGGCUCGGAUUUAGUUUUCGUUCACGAUAAUAAAAAUGUAACUAAACCUAACAAAAAUUGGAAUUACGUAGGAAAUUAGAAAAUCUUUAACAUUGAAUGAAAAUAUAUUUAUAAAAAAAUAGAUAUAAUAGGACUCCAAUGUGCCAAAAUGUCAGAUCUUGGAUACCAACGAUUCUCCAUAUGAGGGAAGGAUCCAAAUUUUCCCUUCUUGUCAAGAUAUUUCGAAAGAGACAAUUUCAUCAAUCCGUCUUCUUCUGUAACAGUCGCUGUUUUUUCUUGGAAUUUCUUGCCCUCGUUUUCUCGCCGAUUCGCCGUUCAAUUCCCCUGACGGAUUUCUAAUUUUUCGCUUCUUGUUCUCGAAUCAUGCCCCUUCUUCCAUGGAAGACGGCGAGGGCUUCUCGGAUUUCCCGAAUCGUCGCCGACCUCCAGUCGCCGAAGCCCGGCGGUUCGCUUGUUGUGGAGACCGGAUUUCCGACCUCUAUUGUUGAUCUCUUCGUCAAGCACCGGGAUCGAUUGAGGAAGCACUCGGCCAGAAGGAAGUCGAAGAAGAAGAAAUCGAAGACGGAAAUUCACGACUCAAUUGCUCAACUAUCUUCUUCUCCUACGUCGCCUCCUCCGCAAAUGAAUCCUACUGCUUGCUUACGGCGUGAAAAUCUAGAAAUUGAUGAUUUGAAAAUCUUGGACGAAGCGCGAGUAGUUGGCGAUCGUGUAUGCGAAUCGGUCCGGAAUCGGACUGAGACGUGCGUUGUCGGUGGCGGUGCCGCGGCCGGUGAUAGCGUCUGUAUGGUUGCGGUGAAGAUGUUUCUGGUUGCGGUUUUGGCCUUGAGCACGAAGAAGCUUGUGGUAGGGGUUACUCUCUCUGCUUCUCUGCUUUUAGUUCUGGAAUUCGUCGGUAAACGCGCGGUUCGCUUCUUGAAACCGUGCGCGAAUGGCGAGGCUGCUCUGAGAUCCUUCAUCCACAAGGUACUGAUGCAUCUCUGGAUUGUUGAAAACUCGGGAAAUCGCCAAGAAGUAUCGAUUCCGAAAGUCUCGCGCGGAAGAGAAUAUUGUUUUCCGAAUGAAUCACUUGAGUUGAGUUCUUCCGUCGGAGAGAUCCAACUCGUGGAAUCGGACGUCAACGCCAGUGAGACACCUAAUGGAAUUGAAGAUGAGACACACCAUAUCGGUUUUCUUGUGGAUGAGAAGGAAAAAAAGGUUGGAACCGAGCUUCUGGUGUGUGGAAAUCAACGCGGAACACGAGGGAGACUGAAUCGGAGGAUGCUCGAGAAACUCGUGCGAAGGAAAUCAGUCGGUAGAGCGAUCGAGAACCAGAAUAGAGAGAAGGAGUUGGAAUUUAGAAGUGACAGAUUCAAUCAUUUGGAAGCCGAUAAAGCGCCGAUUGAAGAGCAAGUAAACAUAGAAGAAGAUGAAAACCUAGAACAAGAACAAGAUGGAGAAAUCAGAAGCAUUCUGUGCAAAGAGGAAAAAGAAAACGGAAAACCUCAAUGGCAGGCCAUGGAAGCUGCAGAGUCGUGUAAAAUUCAGGAGAUCGAAAGAGAAGGGAGUUUGAAUUACCCGAUUCUGGUUGUGGUUGUUCUUGGCGGGCUGCUCGGAGGUCGGAUUCUGGCGGUGGUGCUGACAACCGCAGGGUGUUUCGUGAUGAAAUUGAAUGAAAUUUCAAGGAGAAGGUCUCUUGAUCCGCCAUUGAAAGUCUGUUGCUAAAGAAUAUGGGUUUUGUCCUCUAAAGAUGGCGGCAAUGACAAUCAACGAUUAGGAGGCAACAAUGACCAACGAGAGAUGRGAAGCGACGAUGACUAGCGAGAGGUGGAAGGUGAUGGUAGUCCAGGAGAGAUGGGAGGCAACAACGACGUGGUUCAUCAAAGGAGAUGAAGGGGGAGAAGAAUGAGAAAAAAUGUCACCUCUUAAUUCAGUUAUGAAAGAAAUAAUAUUAAAGUUAUAUUUGACCUAGU